Molecule: messenger RNA, 2003 nt
Organism: Pipistrellus kuhlii (Kuhl's pipistrelle)
Lineage: Eukaryota; Metazoa; Chordata; Mammalia; Chiroptera; Vespertilionidae
Gene: IL17D
Product: interleukin 17D
Exons: 2
Coding region: 23-1063 (346 amino acids)
Biological process (GO): inflammatory response
Cellular component (GO): extracellular region
Molecular function (GO): cytokine activity
Source: RefSeq, a predicted model, not a curated record
GAUCCCACAGCAUCCCGGGGACAUGGGGGCCCUGGUGAGUACGCGCCGCCGGGGAGGCUCCCCGCGCCGGUUCGCCCCGGACCCCGCUCGCCGGACGUCGAGGAGGGGCCGCGGGAUCCGCCCGGGCAGGGCAGGGCCGGGCAGGGAUGCGGCCGCGGCGGAGGCGACGGCGCGGGCCGCUCACAGGCACUCGCAGCCCGCGGCGCAGCAGCCCGGCCGGCACACGCACACGCGCACGCCGCACGCGCCCCCGCGGCGGGCUCCGGGGGCGGCACGGGGGGCGCGGGGGGCACGGGGGGCGCGGGGCGGCGGCGGCGGCGGCGGCGCGGGGCGCGCGGGGCGCGGGGCGGGGCCGCGGGGCGCGCGGGGGCCGGUGUGCUCGGCGCCCAUCCUCGGGCGCGGAGCGGCUGAGCGGCCUGUCCCGCAGGUCCGGACGCUGGCGGCCGGCGCGCUGCUGGCGAUGCUGCUGUGGCCGGGCCGGGCGGGCGCCCCGAGGAGCGGCCGGCGGCCGGCGCGGGGCUGCGCGGACCGGCCCGAGGAGCUCCUGGAGCAGCUGUACGGGCGCCUGGCGGCCGGCGUGCUCGGCGCCUUCCAGCACACGCUGCAGCCCGGCCCGCGCGAGCAGGCGCGCAACGCCAGCUGCCCGGGGGGCCGGCCCGACCGCCGCUUCCGGCCGCCCACCCCGCUCCGCAGCGUGUCGCCCUGGGCCUACAGGCUGUCCUACGACCCCACCCGCUACCCUCGGCUCCUGCCGGAGGCCUACUGCCUGUGCCGCGGCUGCCUGACGGGGCCGCGCGGGGAGGAGGACCUCAGCCUGCGCAGCGCGCCCGUGCUGCUGCCCACGGUGGUGCUGCGCCGCACGGCGGGCUGCGCGGGCGGCCGCUCCGUCUACGCGGAGGAGUACGUGGCGGUGCCCGUGGGCUGCACCUGCGUCCCCGCGCCCGACCGCGACGCGCCAGCGCCAGAAGCGGACCGCGGCGGGAGAGCGCGGCACCAGGAGCCCGGCCGCGAGGAGUGGGACCGGGGCCUCCGCAGGCCUUUCCGCGCAGGAGCCGGACAGUGACCUGGGCCGGCCUUCCCGGGCCGCAGGGGGCCCUCUCCGCCGGCUUCUGUAGGCGGAGUCGGUGCCCCAUGGGCCUGGAAGGAGUUGGCCUCAGCAGGGAGCGGCCGCCCCUGAGGCUCCGGACCCGCCCACCGCCCACCGCUGCCAGGACAAGCAGGCCACACGUAGGUGAUAGAUGAGUUUCAUACUUUUUAUAAGCAUAUAAAGCUACUUAUUUUCAAUAGGGGCAGAAACUAUUUUUAUAUUAGUGACUUAAUAUUAAAACUUUUACUUGCAUGUUUUAUUAACCUUGUUUUCACUUCUGCUAGCUUGUAGCACAGUUGGAAUCCUCAGAUAAACUAUAACGGGUGCUAUGUCCCUAGUCUCUGCAGCCAGCCUGCCCCCAUUGCUGGCACCACCAGAUGGACAGGGUUGAACCCGACAUGCCCAACGGGCAGGCCUCAGUCUCCAGGAGCUGCUCCUGGGAUAAAAGGGAAGUAUCAUCGGCUCAGGCACUCUAGAGCCAUCCCAGAAAUCCUAAACUUGGGCGUCCUUACUAGCAUACCAAUGGCUGCAGGCUCACUGAAUUAAAAUUUCUUUUUCACUUUUCAAAGUCAGUGGGCCAAUUUGUAGGUGACAGGUGGAACAUGACUUCUUUGCCAACUCCCAGGAACCUAACUUGGCUGUUUGAAGGGCCAAGUCACAUGUGAGGGGGAAAUGAGCUUACAAUUUCCAGAAAGCAGUACUGAGCCUCUUUUUCUGUAUGUUGCAGUGUGAGCUGAGCCCUUACUUCUUUAGCCUGGAAGUCUGUCCCUGAACAUGACGACUUGCCAGGAGGUACUUUUUAAACCUUUAGAACGGUUGCUGGUGUAGGUAUAUUGCUUGUGUGUAUUUUUUCUCAUCAGCUCAACUUUGUUUCAGAGGAAACAAUACGUUUAUUAAAGUCUUUAUCUUAAUUUUA